Molecule: messenger RNA, 1828 nt
Organism: Hydractinia symbiolongicarpus
Lineage: Eukaryota; Metazoa; Cnidaria; Hydrozoa; Anthoathecata; Hydractiniidae
Product: paramyosin-like
Exons: 10
Coding region: 138-1139 (333 amino acids)
Source: RefSeq, a predicted model, not a curated record
CGGCGUGUGUUGUGUCUGGUUAGUUAACGUCGUUAGUUUUAAUAGGUAAAUCAAAUCUUGUCAACUAAUUCCAAGAGCUACCACUUUUACUCCUUCUUCUUAUUAAAAGAGGUUUAGCUUAGUAUACAGUAAAAAAAAUGGCUGCCAUUACAGAUUUGGAUGAUUUACUGCAAAAUUAUUUUUUCCUUGAAAAGCUAAUAAAAGAAUUGAGCACUGCGAAUAAAGAACUGAAAGACGAGUUAACUGUUUCUGACAAGAGGUUAUACUUUUAUGCAUCCAACGAGAAAACUACUAACGCAGACAUGAAAAAGUUGAUGGAAACCGUCCAAGACUAUCAAAACAUGCUGAGUGAUUAUGACAAAGCAAAAGAAGAAAACAGACAGUUAACAAGUAACUUGGAAGAGUGCAAAUGCCAGAUUAAAAAAAUUGAACAGGAACACGAAGUAAACAGAAAGAAGUCAUUGCAGCAUAUUCAUGAACUUCAAGAGGAACAAAAGAAUGAAAUAAUAAGGAUACAAAAUCAGGCUAAUGAAUUCGUUUGCAAUGAAAUAUCGAUUUACGAGACGAAAUUGAAAAGUUUAGCUAAAGAGAUUGAAGUUCUUAAAAGCAGUUUGACACAGAAAGAAAGAGAUUAUCAAUUUCAGCUAGAUAAAACUAAAUUAGAGUGUGAUUCUAAACUUCAAUACAUGCAGCAGAAACAAAUCUCGCAAGCCAAAAACUCAAGCGUAACAGCAAGAAACGAUAUUUUGAGAAAGAAAUUGCAACAUCAGCAAGUCGAGUUAGAGAACGAGUUGAAAGCAUUGAGAGCACAGUGUACAAAUCAAGUACAACAAAUCACAGAUCUACAACAUCAGUUGAAAUUGCAGAACAAAAAAUACCAAGAGCAAAGUAAACAACAUCAAGAUCUACUGAAACGACAGGAACGAGCCAUACGUCAAAGUCAAGCCGAAAGCCGACAGAGUCAAGUUGAAGUUCGCCGUUUACAAAGCCAGUUGAAGCAAGCGCACGAGAGUGUGACCACGCUACAAAGAAACGUAGACGAAUACAAAGAACGGAAGGUUGAACAGGCUGUUGCUCCAAGACGUAAAAAAAGUAUGUUUAAUCCGAAUAAUAACAGACUAGGAGGACCUUUAACAUGAAUGAUCAAUUUAAUUUAACCCUGCAUUAAUCAUGUGCUUGUUUUUGUUUUUAAAAAAUAUUUUGAAGUUCACUGAUUAAAUAUUGACGGACGACAAUUUGAAUAUCGACGCCGCAAUAUCAUGCACUAAACUCUUGAGAUAGCUCGUCUUUAAUGUUAAAAGCAAUAUUUACAGAAUGGCCAUAAUAGCUGCUUUGUCUCGGUCAAAAGCUGUUCGUAGACUAAGCUAGCAUCUGUCUAGCAAGACUGCAACAGAGGUGGAGUGCGCACUCCAUCUUUCGGACCACUUUUUCAUAUCGUAAAAUGUGAAUUUUGUCGAAUUUUGUUAAAGAUAGAAAUUUGCGCCACGUUUUAUAUUUAUAACCCAGGUUUGUGUUUUUAUUAAAGCAAUAUUGUACAUAUGAUGUUGAACGAACUUUCAAAUAUAUACAGAUAUGCAUAGUGGAUACAACUGUAGUCUCAAACAUCCCAGUUUGUUUGUUUGGAGUAUAUUCGCCGUGUUAAGAGUUCUAUUCUUUAUUUUUUUGGUUGUCUCUACUGUCUUGUCUUUGUAUCAUUUCGUUUGAAAUGAGGACAUCCAUGACGAAAACGGGGUGUGGUCGUUACGAAUAUAUUAACAGUAUGUUUCGGUAAUUCAUGCUGGACACUGUUUAACCACCUACUUUCACUUUAGUAAUUUGUUAUCUCCCC